This is a messenger RNA of Owenia fusiformis, 1857 nucleotides long. Lineage: Eukaryota; Metazoa; Annelida; Polychaeta; Sabellida; Oweniidae. The record is from the annotation of a GenBank genome assembly.
UAAAAACCGGAAAUGUCUAGCCUACAAAAUUUCAAGAGUUUCUACUAGACUAACUUUGAGAGAUUAUCUUGAAAGAGUGCUUCCCUGUUGGUACCAUCCUACUUGGAUUUAUCAUAAUCAUUUGUAUGACAUAUAACUGAAGUCACAGCCAGAGAGAGAUAUAUGUAUACAAUGGAAAAAGAGCAUAAAACCCUUCUCCAAAGAAAGAGAGUAGAACUUCUAGACAUAAAUGUCGGUCCAAAGUUCAUGGGGUAUCUCUUUGCUGUUGAAAUACUAUCCAGGGAUAUGAAAGAGGAACUGGAGGCUAUUCCAGAGCCAACUAGAAGGGCUUCAAGGUUCCUGGAUCUGAUUGUGAGAAGAGGACCCAAAGCCUUUAAUGAACUGUAUGAAGCUUUGAUAAGGACAUCUCAGGGAGAUCUUGCAGAUAUCUUAAAGCCAGAUCAGGCAGAAAAAAGACAGAAAGAUGAGGAUAGAAGAAUUGAAGCAAUGAAGGCAAGCAUGCCUGCAAGUCCUAGCCAUGGUAGUAGUCCAUUAAGGAGGAGUGGAGACUCCUUCAGGGGACAACCAAUUGACACUGCAAGUGAAGAUGAACCUCUCCCUGAAGAAUGGCCUCUGCCUAAAGAUUCCUGGUCUGCUUUAGCUGAAAUUAACAGCAUGAAAGAGAUGCGUAUUCAAUCACAAGCUUGGGAAGAUCGUUACAAUGGAAAAAACCCUGAUUAUUACCCGAUGAACUCCUCACCAAAAGGACGGAUGAUUAUUAUCAAUAACAAGAAUUUUGACAAAUCUAAAGUCAAACUCAGUUAUAGAGAAGGUACCGAUAAUGAUGCUACCUGUCUUAGUCAACUCUUCAGGAAGUUAGGCUAUUCUGUACAGGAUAGUAAAUCCUGGAAAGACUUAACUGCUAAAGAGAUUAAAGAAAAACUACAAAAGGAAAGCCAACUUGAGAGUCACAAUCGUCAUACAUCAUUUAUAUGUGCGAUCCUUAGUCAUGGUGCCAAGGGUAAUAGGAUCUAUGGAGUGGAUGGGGAUACCAUAGCUAUGAAGGAUAUAAAGGAAAUAUUUCAAAAUUGUCCAGCUUUGACAGGGAAACCAAAGAUUUUUAUUGUGCAAGCUUGUCAGGGCAGUGCAAAAGACACUGGGGUUUUGGAUACCAGUUUUAAUUCCAGCAUGUCAUAUGACACAGAUCAAGGACGUCAAUCUCCUGUGCAAUUUUCUAAUCGAAUCAAACCUGCCCCUUGUGAAUCAACUGAUCCAUCACUAAAGUCUCCAACUGAAUCAGGGGACGACUCUAUGGAUGCAAGCUAUGGGGAAUUUGGUGACUCAAUAGAUUCAGUCCCAACAAGCAUGCCCACGGCACAAUCUUGUGAUUCACUAAAAAGUCUUCCUGGUAACUCAGAUAUCCUCGUUGCGAAUGCGACAACAGAUGAUAUGGCCUCGUGGAGAAUACCAGAUGUGGGCACUUGGUUCAUUCAAGCCAUCAUAUAUGUGUUUGCUAGAUAUGCACAUAACACUGAGAUAGGACAUCUCUUCAGGAAGGUGAAUCAUUUAGUAUCAAAGGCCACAACAAAGAAGCUUCCACUACAGUACAAACAACAGUCCUGCAUAGAUGAAACUCUAAGACUGCAGCUGUAUUUCUAUCCCGGCAUGGGCUCUGAAAAUGUUUUAUAACUGCAGCUGUAAAUGAAACCUGGCUUGUUAAUACUGUAGAUUGGGUUAAUUUGACGCCUUGGCAGUUUUGGCGAAAUAGAAGAAACAGUCAAUUUAUAUCUUCUGGCAAAGUUCCGAAAAAUUCGAGGGGUCUUUCCUGGGAAUUUCGUCCUGUAUUCUGUGAAUUAAGUCACUUCUGGUUUAGUUUUU